AAUCGCAGGCUACAUACAAAAUCCCACGCCGGCCGGACGCUAGCGAAAGCCUCUCGCGCUCCGCCUCCGUCGUCCGGAGCGCCCGCGUAAAGCCAAACACCAAAACCUCCCUUUUCCCCCGUUCCGUUCCGUUCCGUCCCGUCCCGUCCCCCACUCCUCCUCCAACCCCGGUCUCGCGCGAUCCGCCGAUCCGGUUUCCCCGCGCCCGGCCGCCCGUCCCGAUCCCGCCGCUGUUUCGGCGGCCCGGUUCCGCCCUCCGUCCGUCGCCUUGCGGCGGCCUGGCGUUGAUGUGGCGUGGCACGGGGCCCGUGCUUCGGUUUUGAGAGCUACCCGUGUCGGUGCGGAGAGGCCCGGGGCGGUCUUCAAUGAGGCGGCGGCCGGUCCUGCCGGCCCACCACGACGACGUGGACAAGGGCGGCGGCAAGCCGGCGUCGUCGCGCCUCUGCUUCCUCGCCACGCUCUGCGCCAUGUUCUGGGUCCUCAUCUUCUACUUCCACUUCGCCGUCGUCUCCAACGACCCCGCCGCCUCGGCGGCGCAGGGCGCCGAGGCUCGCAUUGCCGGCGCCCACACCCGCAUUCCCGAACGCGACGGCGCGUCUCGCGUCGACGUUCCCCUCGCCUUCGCCUCGGAGCCGCCUCCGCCGCCGCCUCCUCCUCCUCCUCCUCCUGCCGCGCGGCCCAAGGAGGCGGAGGACGAGGUUGCCGCCGGAGUCCGCCGGGAGGAGGCGCCGCCCGAGGUCGCGGCGCCGUACCCGUUCGAGCGGGCGCUCAGGACGGCGGAGAACCAGAGCGACCCCUGCGGCGGCCGGUACAUCUACGUGCACGACCUGCCGCCGCGGUUCAACGAGGACAUGCUCCGGGACUGCGAGAAGCUCAGCGUCUGGACCAACAUGUGCAGGUUCAUGAGCAACGACGGGCUCGGCCCGCCGCUGGGCAACGAGGAGGGCGUGUUCUCCGACACCGGCUGGUAUGGCACCAACCAGUUCUCCGUGGAUGUCAUCUUCGGCAACAGGAUGAAGCAGUACGAGUGCCUGACCAAGGACUCGUCCGUUGCCGCGGCGGUGUUCGUGCCGUUCUACGCUGGGUUCGAUGUGGCAAGGUAUCUCUGGGGCUAUAAUAUCACGACGAGGGAUGCGGCGUCGCUUGAUUUGGUGGAGUGGCUGAUGAACAAGCCCGAGUGGAGCGUGAUGGGUGGGCGGGACCAUUUCCUGGUUGCCGGGAGGAUCACCUGGGAUUUCAGGAGGUUGACGGAGGAGGAAGCAGAUUGGGGCAGCAAGCUGCUUUUCUUGCCGGCUGCAAAGAACAUGUCGAUGCUCGUGGUGGAGUCGAGCCCGUGGAAUUCAAAUGAUUUUGGAAUACCAUAUCCUACGUACUUCCACCCGGCCAAGGACGCUGAGGUUUUCCUUUGGCAGGAUAGGAUGAGGAGCUUGGAACGCCCAUGGCUGUUCUCGUUUGCAGGCGCUCCACGUCCUGGUGAUCCAAUGUCCAUCAGAGGGCAGCUCAUCGAUCAAUGCAGGAGCUCAAGCCUUUGUAAAUUGUUGGAGUGUGACCUUGGGGAGAGCAAGUGCCACUCCCCGAGCACAAUCAUGAAGAUGUUCCAGAGUUCUAUGUUCUGUUUGCAGCCCCAGGGUGACUCCUACACAAGAAGAUCUGCCUUUGACUCGAUGUUGGCUGGCUGCGUGCCUGUUUUCUUCCAUCCCGGUUCAGCGUACGUCCAGUAUACAUGGCAUCUCCCAAAGAACUAUACAACGUACUCUGUAUUCAUCCCUGAAGAUGACAUCCGUUCUGGAAAUGCCAGCAUUGAGGAGAGGCUAAAGAGUAUUCACCCAGAUGUGGUCAAGCAAAUGAGAGAGGAGGUCAUCAAUCUGAUACCAAAGGUGAUAUAUGCCGAUCCAAGAUCGAAACUGGAGACAUUGAAAGAUGCAUUUGAUGUUUCCAUAGAGGCGAUCAUUAACAAAGUGACAAAGUUGAGAAGAGAUAUCAUCGCAGGCCAAGAAGACAAAGAUUUUAUCGAAGAGAAUAGCUGGAAGUAUAGUCUGUUAGACGAUGGACAGCAGGCAAUUGGACCUCACAAAUGGGAUCCAUUCUUCUCGAAGCCUAAAGAUAAAGGUGGAGAUUCUAGUGGUUCAUCUGCAGAAGCUGCCAAGAAUUCUUGGAAAAGUGAACAGAGAGGACAGGAUUGAACCAUGAGUUGGUCGUCUUUGGGAUGAGAUCAAGGGAGUAGAGUUAGCUAUACUCUCUGAAGAUGCUCUGAUGCAUAUAGGUUGCACAUAGAUCAAGAUCCAGUAGUUAUGGUGAUCAUGAACAUCAUUGAUGAUCUAUGUCACCCUGCAGUUGUAUGAAGCCAUUCCACCAAAAAUGCUUUGGGGGAAAUUUGGAAGACAGCCUUUGCGUACCCCCUAUGAAUACUAUUUUUCACACUAAUUUUGCUGUUUCUGCUCAAUAAUCCUUUGUAAACCCUUACAGAAUUUAGAGGUAUAUCAAAUUUUGUUUAUGUAUUGCUUUGGUUGUUUUGCUGUGUUCAAACUGAGCUUUA
Molecule: messenger RNA, 2536 nt
Organism: Zea mays
Lineage: Eukaryota; Viridiplantae; Streptophyta; Magnoliopsida; Poales; Poaceae
Product: xyloglucan galactosyltransferase KATAMARI1 homolog
Exons: 1
Coding region: 366-2183 (605 amino acids)
Molecular function (GO): glycosyltransferase activity
Source: RefSeq, a predicted model, not a curated record